UUAGACAGUAGACGGUAGAAAAACAAGGAGUGUGGUCCGAAAAGAGACCGACACUCGGUGAGAAACUGUUUUAGACUGCUCAGCGGAUUGUAGCUUUAAGAUACUCUUUUUUUUUUUUUUUGUAUCUGUAUUUGUAUUUUUCUUCAACUUGUCACAUGCUAGUCAUGGCAUUUCUGAUCUACCUGACUUUACUGACAACAGCCGUCAUCACACAGGUGACUGCUAGCUGCCCGGCAGUGUGUGAGUGCCCAGAGGAGCCCUUGGUUUGCCCUCCAGGAGUUAGCACUGUGCCAGACGGAUGUGGGUGCUGCAAGGUGUGCGCCGCGCAGCUUAACCAGGACUGCAGCCCCAUGAGGCCUUGCGACCACCACAAAGGGCUGGAGUGUAAUUACGGCAAUGAUGUGGCCAUGGCCUGGGGCAUCUGUCGAGCUAAAUUAGAGGGACGCACAUGCGAGUACAAUGGCAGGAUCUACCAGAAUGGCGAGAGCUUCCGUGCCGGCUGUAAACACCAGUGUACCUGCAUCGAUGGCGCUGUUGGCUGCGCUCCUCUCUGUAGCAACAAGCUGCCACCGGCCUCUCCUUCCUGCCGCUACCCACGGCUGGUCCGGAUACCCGGGCAGUGCUGCUUCAGCGUGGACUGCCAUAAGAGCACCUGGCGGCUUCCACCUAAGCAUCAGGUGCCUCCACCACAACAACACCUGCCUAAACCUGAGCACCAUCCUGCCCCGCACCGGCCUGAGAAUGAGCUGGCCAACGAGCUUGCAGAAGUCAGGUCCAGCGGCUGGGAGAGUGAACAUGGCUACAAACACCUGCCUGCAUGGAACCAUCUGAAGGAGAAGAAGUGUGCAGUCCAGACCACAGAAUGGUCGCAGUGCUCCCGCAGCUGUGGGAUGGGCGUUUCUUCUCGCAUCACCAACAAGAACCCACAGUGCAAGCUGGAAAGAGAGACGAGAAUCUGUACCAUACGUCCAUGCCAUGGCCUAACUGCCCCAACCAAGAAAGGGAAGAAGUGCACCCCAGCCCAGAAAGCCCCAGAGCCCAUCCACCUGGCCUACGGAGAAUGUGUGAGUGUCCGCCUCUACCGGCCCAAUUACUGCGGCGUGUGUACGGACAGACGGUGCUGCUCGCCACGCCGCACACGCACUGUACCUGUCACCUUUGUCUGCCCAGACGGCGAGCGGUUCCAGAGGUCAGCCAUGUUCAUCCAGUCAUGUAAAUGCAGCGACGACUGCGGCCACCUCAAUGAAGUGGCCCUCCCUCCGCAGCACUGGAUGUACGGAGAUACACACAAGUUCAUAGACUGAGGAGGAAUUUUUAUUGUUUUACUGUGAUGAAGUAAAAUUUCUUAUUGAAGACACCUCAAGACUAGGGGCCCUUUCUUAUUUGGCUCCAACUGAGUGCGUGAAGACCACAGGCACCCGCCUGACUGCCAAAAUGCAGGCAGGAAGGGCCGCCUCGGAUUUAUUCACAACCAUAAAGGCUUAUUGUAAUAUUAUUGUGACCAGAGUGGAUUGUACACUUGCCUGCUCCUGUUCAAACAGACGUGGGACCUAAAUUAGAGCCCUGAAGCACCCCUGGACUUCCUCCACUCUGACUGAUUGCUGGUUCAAGUAUGGAGGAUUUUUCUUUUUCAGAGUAGCCUGAGAACAAGCAACAAAGCACUUUGUUUAGCACUGAAACUUUGUAACUAUAACUGACAGCAGUACACAAGGAUCACCUCACCUUUAACAACAGUCGCACAUACAGUGAUGGUGGAUGCCUCCAUAUCCCACAAUGCACUGUGACUAAUCAGUGACAAGCAAGAGUUAACUUUUGCAGCUUUAAGUAGAAAACUUAAGAGUAUGAAGCAAAAUGUGGACAAGACUUUUUUUUUUAUUCAAAAUAUAUUAAAUCAACAAAGCAUGUUGUGAACAGCACAGCACAGGGCAUCAAAAAGUACAUUUACACACACACUGAGGAAGGAUACUGUUCCCUUGUAAGACUGUAAAAUGAUAAGGAACGCUAUCUGGAACCGACAAGCGUUCAGCGUGGACUGGACCAAUGCCAAUGGAUGUCUUUGUGCAUUAAAUGCAGUUUUAGAGAAAUGUCUUACACAAACCUGUAUUUGAGAAUGUAUUUUGGAUCACACUGUAUUCUGUAAAUUUCUUUAUUUGGAUCCAAGUUUUUAUUGUCACAUUUAUAUACUUCUGUGGAUUGAGACACUACAGUGUAGCUGUCACAAGAUUUUGUUGGUCCAUCCAUGUGAUAAAACUGUCUGCUGAG
This is a messenger RNA of Morone saxatilis (striped sea-bass), 2262 nucleotides long. Its product is annotated as CCN family member 1-like. Lineage: Eukaryota; Metazoa; Chordata; Actinopteri; Moronidae. Gene Ontology annotation, cellular component: extracellular region. The record is from RefSeq and is a predicted model, not a curated record. Gene Ontology annotation, biological process: signal transduction. Gene Ontology annotation, molecular function: protein binding. Bases 156 to 1304 code for a protein of 382 amino acids. The transcript has 6 exons.